This is a messenger RNA of Leishmania mexicana MHOM/GT/2001/U1103, 1620 nucleotides long. RefSeq lists its product as hypothetical. The transcript has a single exon. The record is from RefSeq and is a predicted model, not a curated record. The coding region runs from base 1 to 1620 and encodes 539 amino acids. NCBI's taxonomy places the organism in Eukaryota, Euglenozoa, Kinetoplastea, Trypanosomatida, Trypanosomatidae.
AUGAUACGAAAGAACAAGGACCUCACAGUGCAGCUUGGCACCACACAGCAGCAUCUCGCUGCGGCGCAGAAGGCGCUGCAGGCGGAGCAGGAGAAGACGCAGCGACUGGCCGCCGCCGUGACUGUCUCCUCACUUAGCGGUCGAGGCGCGAAGGCGGGCGCUAAGUCGGCGGCAGGAGCGGCCGGCCUGGACGACGGCUGUAACAGCAACGGUGGCGGCAAGAGUGGCGGGGGAGCCAGUGGUGGGGAGGGGGCCGCACCAGCCUCGUCCGCUGCUGUCGCGCGCGUGUACGAUAAGCUGCAUCAGAAGCAGCUCGCCAUGGCCGAGGUGCAGCGGGAGAACGUUGCUCUGCGCUCCCUCAUCCAGCGCGAAGUCGGUCUGCGUGAUGACACAAAGGAAGUGGACCGCCUUCUCCGCCGUGCGACUGCCGCCUCGAGCAGCGGCGGGUCAGCGGCAGCUGCUGCCGGUGCUAAGUCGGCCUCUGGCGCGGACGGGGGUGGCUGGCGCGGUCGCGCGGAGGAGAUUGUUCUCCUGAAAAGCAAGCUGAAGGACGCGCAGCGGGAGGUGGAGGAGAUGGCUGCGGCGCACAGCAGCAGUGAGAACGGCGUGGAUGCCUGCAUGGACCCGCUUUCGCUGCCCGCCUCCGUCCGCGCAUUCCUAGGCGCGAGUGGCGACCCCGCGGCUGAGGCUCGAUCCAUUGCAACUACCACCACCACCACCCAGGUGCGUCGGCCACGCCGCGAUGUCGACGAUGACGCGCGCGAUCGGCUGAGCGCCAUGCAGCAACAGCGGGCAGCGCAGCAGCGCCAGCUCACCGCCGAUCUCGCUGAGCUACAACAACAACGGAACGAAGAACGAAUGAGGUCAUCGGCGCUGCAGGCACGGGCGAAGACGAUGAAGUCGGAGCUCGACACGCUGCGUAGCUACGUGGACACAAUUCUCGGGAAGAGCAGCACGGACGAUGAACUCGUAGCGGCGUACAAGACCGAGUUGCAGCACGCCCACGAAGAGGCUCGUCACUGGCGACGGGUAGCAGCGGAUGCUUUGAGAGAAGCUGGUAGCAGCGGCGGCGGCGAGACGGAUGCUGCCUUCACCGUCAGUGGCGUGCAUAAUGGACUCAACAACGCAGCAGCAGCAGCGGUGCGGACGGCAGCCUAUCGAAAGGCUGCCGGCGAUGAUAGAGCUGUCGCCGCCGGUGGUGGCGAUGCUGGAAAGGUGCCCGGAGCGCCACUGUCGUUGCCGCCGCCACAGCCUCCGAAGUCCUUCUCCAGGUCUCUCUACGAGUGGGUGUGCCAGGCAUGCGACGAGGUGCCGGAGGACAAGGAGCAGGAGAGCACUGAGCCAGCAGUAGCAGCCUCUGCGAAGCAGCUGGCAGCAGUGUUGCGUCAGGCCUUCCAGCAUCUCGCUCUGGUCGAGCGGCACACGGCAACAGGACACGGCAUGGGGCACGCUAGCACAGACAGCGCUAGCGCCGAGAGUGUCUUGCUCAAGGAGAACGCCGCAUUAAAAAAACGCAUCCGUGCACUGUCGGAGCUGAUGGAGGCGGAGCUGCAGGCGCAGCGCGUGUUGUGGGCGACGGCCAACGCAAUCGCAGGCGCGACACCGUCAGCGGAAACCUAA